GGCGAUCCUGUUCAUAUACCACCAGCCACCGCACCGAUCAUUCAUCGAAGGAACGACAAAGUGGAAAGGUAGUGUCGUGAUCAUGGCGAAGCGUUGCCCUUUCGGAACUCGCUGCGGACUCGUGUGUGGUGCGUUAGUGUUGCUGGCAAGCGUCGCGUUGACAAGGAGCGAUGAAAAUGAGCCCUGCAUUAAAAACUCCAAGCCGGGUGUAUGCGUGUACAAGUACAGGUGCAGGGACGGAUUCAUCGUCAACUACGGUGAGGGAAUUAUCGACGUGCGGUUCAGCGAUGUUUGUGGCAAUUCACUGAUGGAAUGUUGCCAAGAGCCGGACAGUACCACGGUGGAACCAUCGACGAACGGGACGAGUACGGAUGGAGGGGCGAGCACGACGAAAGCACCACCACCAGACCCUUUUCUGCCACCGUACCGUCAGCAACCGUGCGGUCAGCGUAAUCCGAAUGGAGUGAUUUUCCAGAUCGAAAACAAUGUGUUCAGCGAAUCGGAGUACGGUGAGUUCCCGUGGGUGGUGGCGAUCUUCCGGGUAACGAACGACGGAACCAAACCACAGUUUCUGUGCAGUGGAACACUGAUCGAAGUCGCGGCGGUGCUAACGACGGCCAGUUGCUUUCAAAAGUAUCGCGGAACCGGUGCCAAGUAUAUGGUGCGGAUGGGCGAGUGGGAUCUGAGCAACGACCGUGAACCGAUUCCGGCGGUGGAGCGAGAAGUGGAAACGUUACACCUUCAUCCGCGCUACAGUACCUUGAGCAAGGUGAACGACAUUGCCAUCGCCAUCCUAAGCGACAGUGUCCAGCUGUCGCACACGAUCGGGUUGGCGUGCUUGGCGGAUAGUCGGGUCCGCCACAAUGACAUCGUUGGGGUGGGUUGGGGCAAUGCGCCCAACUUUGUGCAGCCCCAGAAGCUUCCGCAGACUAUCUUGAAGAAAUCCCAUCUGUUGGUCAUCGACACCCCGCAAUGUCAGCGGAUAAUGCGCAAGCUCAUCACGCCGAGAUACUCGCUGUCCGAUAGCUUCAUCUGUGCGCAGGGCGGUGCACCGAACGAGGAGAUGCUACCGUGCAAAGGGGACUCCGGUUCGCCGUACAUGGUCAACAUUCCGAGUGAACAGGAGCGGUACUACGUGGUGGGACUCAGCUCGUGGGGUUUCGAUUGUAAUGUGCAGGACGUUCCGACCGUACUGACGAACGUCGGGCAUCAUCGCGAGUGGAUUGACGAAGUGAUCAGCAACGAGGGCCUUAGUCCGUUUAGCUACACUUAUUAUCAGGAGGACGACGACCAAGACUAGACUUGGCUUGCUGCUGGUACUUUCGUGGACGUUCGGAGAGUAAUAAAGAUAAGUCCUUGGUCCUUACUGAUCAAUUUCAUUGUGUGAAAAGACA
Anopheles aquasalis is the source of this 1394-nucleotide messenger RNA. Its product is annotated as phenoloxidase-activating factor 2. The record is from RefSeq and is a predicted model, not a curated record. Gene Ontology annotation, molecular function: serine-type endopeptidase activity. Gene Ontology annotation, biological process: proteolysis. NCBI's taxonomy places the organism in Eukaryota, Metazoa, Arthropoda, Insecta, Diptera, Culicidae.